ACGGAGCUGAGCAGCCCUUGCUGGGAGCCGGAAACAAACAUGGAUCACGAAACCCUGGGCAAUAUUGUCCUGCUGGCCAUCGUCACCCUCAUCAGCGUGGUCCAGAACGGGUUCUUUGCCCACAAGGUGGAGCACGAAAGCAAGACCCAUAAUGGGUGGAGCUUCCAGAGGACGGGGACACUUGCCUUUGAACGGGUCUACACUGCCAACCAGAACUGUGUCGAUGCGUACCCCACCUUCCUUGUCAUGCUCUGGAGCGCCGGCCUCCUCUGCAGCCAAGUUCCUGCCGCUUUUGCUGGACUGAUGUACCUGGUUGUGAGGCAAAAGUACUUUGUUGGCUACCUGGGGGAGAGAACGCAGAGCACACCUGGCUACAUAUUUGGGAAACGCAUCAUCUUGUUCCUGUUCCUCAUGUCCCUGGCUGGGAUAGUCAACUAUUUCCUCAUCCUCCUUUUCGGAAGUGACUUUGAAAACUACAUCAAGACAGUCACCACCAGCAUCUCCCCCCUCCUUCUCAUCCCCUAACUGAAUUCUGGGUGGGUGUGCUCAGCUAAUCAAUACCUAGAAGCCAUCAUAACUCAACCCUUUAAACGAUGCUGUACAUCUGAUGACCCUCUGGGCUUUGCAGCUUGAGUGAACCUCACUUUUCCUGGAAGAGAAUAUCUUCAUGUCAGCUCCGCCCCCCGAACAUGAUGGUGGCACCAGAUUUGCUCUUCAGAUCCCGUCUGUGUGUUUCUUACUUAUCCUGCUUUCCGAAGAUGUUUUGUGACCCGAUUUAUGUUUUCCUAAAAUAAAAUGCAGACACAUAUGUGA
Messenger RNA from Eubalaena glacialis (North Atlantic right whale), 813 nucleotides. RefSeq names its product arachidonate 5-lipoxygenase activating protein (gene ALOX5AP). The record is from RefSeq and is a predicted model, not a curated record. Gene Ontology annotation, cellular component: membrane; endoplasmic reticulum; nuclear envelope. Lineage: Eukaryota; Metazoa; Chordata; Mammalia; Artiodactyla; Balaenidae. Gene Ontology annotation, molecular function: enzyme activator activity; glutathione transferase activity; glutathione peroxidase activity. The transcript has 5 exons. Gene Ontology annotation, biological process: leukotriene biosynthetic process. Bases 40 to 525 code for a protein of 161 amino acids.